This is a messenger RNA of Penicillium soppii, 753 nucleotides long. Its product is annotated as Dimeric alpha-beta barrel. The record is from RefSeq and is a predicted model, not a curated record. Bases 1 to 753 code for a protein of 250 amino acids. The transcript is spliced from 2 exons. Lineage: Eukaryota; Fungi; Ascomycota; Eurotiomycetes; Eurotiales; Aspergillaceae.
AUGGAAUAUUUCGGAGAUACUACUAUAGACCGAUCACCGGUCGACGACCUCAACGACCAAGCAAUUUUAGUCUGGACCGAGUUUCAAGUUCCCAAAGACCUGAAGCUAGAUAUCGAAUGGGCUGGACAUUUCCAGCCACUACUCUGGGCCCCGGGGCACGAGGGUUCUGGGAGUGCAAGAGUCCAGGAGCGCCCAGACACAAUUCUUCUGGUUACAGCCUCGGAUAUGAGGGAAUUCAUGGUCUCGCCUUCCACCCAGCUCUAUCGGGAGAAUCUCAUGGCUAGAGGAAUCAUACAGAUGUCCUCUCGUGAGACAUUUUCGGACAGGAACUCCUACUGGUUUUGCGCCUUACAGUGCUCCUACGUGGAAUUGUUCUGGGUCUACUUUUUGACACCUGUGACCGAAGCCCAGAAAACCCAAAUUUCGGAGCUGAAGGGUAUUCGCGAACCUGCCUUCGGGAUUGAUGGUCAGUGCCGUGGCGUGAAGCGAAUACAGGCUGAGCUUCCUUUGAAGAUAUGGGCCACUGAAACAGAACCCGUGCAUGGCCAAGAAGCUCAGUUGAUGCUAUGGCUGCACUUUUGGAAGAACGCAGAGAGCGCCGAGUAUAGGCAUCUUGGGAAAUAUUCCAACACUGGUUAUCGCAUUAUGGGUGGAAGAACCCUACUGGAGGGAUUGGGUGAUAAGCUGGAGAGCGUCGGAGCCUUGGAAUGGAAGGAAGAGUUUUGUGAUUUCAAGCCAAUCACUUAUGUUUGA